UUUUCUUGUUAUGUUGUGCUAACAUAUUUACAAUUCUUUUUUCAAAGGCAAAUCCUCCUCCAGUACUGGUUAACACAGAUAGCUUGGAAACACCAACUUAUGUUAAUGGCACUGAUGCAGAUUAUGAAUAUGAGGAAAUCACACUUGAAAGGGGAAAUUCAGGACUUGGUUUCAGCAUUGCAGGAGGUACAGACAACCCACAUAUUGGAGAUGACUCAAGUAUUUUCAUUACCAAAAUUAUCACAGGGGGAGCAGCUGCCCAAGAUGGAAGAUUGCGGGUCAAUGACUGUAUAUUGCGAGUGAAUGAAGCAGAUGUUCGUGAUGUAACACAUAGCAAGGCAGUUGAAGCAUUGAAAGAAGCAGGGUCUAUUGUACGAUUGUAUGUAAAAAGACGGAAACCGGUAUCAGAAAAAAUAAUGGAAAUAAAGCUCAUUAAAGGUCCUAAAGGUCUUGGGUUCAGCAUUGCAGGAGGUGUUGGAAAUCAGCAUAUUCCUGGGGAUAAUAGCAUUUAUGUAACCAAAAUAAUUGAAGGAGGUGCAGCACAUAAGGAUGGCAAACUUCAGAUUGGAGAUAAACUUCUAGCAGUGAAUAGUGUAUGCUUGGAAGAAGUUACUCAUGAAGAAGCAGUAACUGCCUUAAAGAACACAUCUGACUUUGUUUAUUUAAAAGUGGCAAAACCCACAAGUAUGUAUAUAAAUGAUGGCUAUGCACCACCUGACAUCACCAACUGUAACUUCUCUCAGCCUGUUGAUAACCAUGUUAGCCCAUCUUCCUACUUGGGCCAGACACCAGCAUCACCAGCCAGAUACUCACCCGUUUCUAAAGCAAUGCUGGGAGAUGAUGAAAUUACUAGGGAACCUAGAAAAGUUGUUCUUCAUCGUGGCUCAACAGGCCUUGGUUUCAACAUUGUAGGAGGUGAAGAUGGAGAAGGAAUAUUUAUUUCCUUUAUCUUGGCUGGAGGACCUGCUGAUCUAAGUGGAGAGCUCAGAAAAGGAGAUCGGAUUAUAUCGGUGAACAGUGUUGACCUCAGAGCUGCCAGUCAUGAGCAGGCAGCAGCCGCAUUGAAAAAUGCUGGCCAAGCAGUCACAAUUGUUGCGCAGUAUCGACCUGAAG
Molecule: messenger RNA, 1113 nt
Organism: Castor canadensis (American beaver)
Lineage: Eukaryota; Metazoa; Chordata; Mammalia; Rodentia; Castoridae
Source: RefSeq, a predicted model, not a curated record